Messenger RNA from Malaya genurostris, 3331 nucleotides. RefSeq names its product gastrula zinc finger protein XlCGF57.1-like. Bases 858 to 3155 code for a protein of 765 amino acids. Gene Ontology annotation, molecular function: RNA polymerase II cis-regulatory region sequence-specific DNA binding; DNA-binding transcription factor activity, RNA polymerase II-specific. NCBI's taxonomy places the organism in Eukaryota, Metazoa, Arthropoda, Insecta, Diptera, Culicidae. Gene Ontology annotation, biological process: regulation of transcription by RNA polymerase II. The record is from RefSeq and is a predicted model, not a curated record. The transcript has 3 exons. Gene Ontology annotation, cellular component: nucleus.
AACUGGCUUCUUUUUCCAGAAAAAUAUUUCUCUUCUUAUUCCGGUUGCUCCCUGCUGUAAAUAAUAAAUGCCUCGUGAUCACUGUUGCCAGUAGAGAUAAUUAUUCAUUCUGAAAACUUUCUCCCCUUAUAACAUGCAAUUAUUUAUCAUUUGAAAACACUUAGACAAAUGUUAUAUCGGUCAAAAAUAUAGCUCUGGAUUCAUUUUGAUCAGAUGUUUGUUUUGAAGAAAACGUUUAGUUGAAACAGCUUAAUAAAAUUUUUCUAAAACACUCAAUUUUGGGUAAUUAAUUCUUGCAGCUUUAUUAACUAAAGUAUUCAACAUAUUCUAUUUGAGAAAAAUAAUAACAUACAGAAGUAUCCAAAGAUUCGGUGCUAUUCUCAACCAACAUAAUCAAUAUUCUCGUCCAUAUCACAAUUCGUGAUUUCAGGCUUUCUCAUUGUAUCAUCCAGUGAUUGUUAAAUGUACUCGUAUACUUUCCACAUUGACAAGACUUAAAAACAAAUUGAACUUAAAUCUUAUUGAAAUUAAUAAUUUUGAAAAGAUGAUCCGAAAAAUAAAAUAUCCAAUAUCAAGCUACACUGUUACCGACGAUACUGACAACACUUUUUCUACCACCCUGCAGUAAUAUUGAUUUCAACAACUUGUACUUGCUUAUGUCAAUUUCAACCAAUCACGAGCUAGUCCGAAAUUGGUCCUAAAAGUGGAUUAACAAUUGUCAGGUCCUGUCCUAGAGCAAAACGAUAGAAAUGUAUCCGUCGAAUUCUGCCUAAUGGAUUAUAAACUACGAAAAGCCGAUUUAGAGCGAAAAGCGAAAGUUUUCUGUAAAUGUACUAAAAUCAAUCAUACAAAGUGAAAUGGAGGUUUGCCUUGCACGAGAUGGGAUACUAGAAACGGAAGAAACAGAAAACAGUUCUGUAGCCUUUUCCUCAUCAUCCGCUCCAACAAUCGAUUCGCCAAUAAAACUCGAAUAUGAGAUUGGUGAUGAGGAAUUCACUCAGAAAAGUGAUCAUGAAGACGUCUUAGUACCGAAAGAGGAACAGAUUUACAGUUGCGAAAUUUGCGAGAAACAAUUUUCUUUCAAGAAUGCCCUGAAGAAGCAUAUGAUCGUUCAUACUGAAGACAAACCAUUUCAGUGUAAUGUGUGUGGCAAAGGAUUCCAGUAUUAUCAGAAAUUAAAGGACCACAGCAAUAUUCACACUGGUGAACGUCCCUACAGUUGCACUGUAUGCGAAAAAAAAUUUUCGUCUAAAAAGAUGCUUGGUCAACACAUGCAUAUUCACACAAGCCAGCUCUCGUACAAAUGCAUUGUAUGCGGGAAAGAAUUUGCCAUUAAGGCUUACUUAACUAGACACAUGUCUAUUCACCAAAGUUUGUUCAAAUAUAAAUGCGAAAUGUGUGGCAUAGGCUUUAAUGAUGCUGCUAACCUAACAAAACACAAACGCCUUCAUACGAACGAAAAGUAUAAAUGCACCAUUUGCGAGAAAGAUUUUUCCAAUAAGUAUUAUCUCAGCAGACACAUGAAAAUUCACGUGGAUGGCUUCGAGCAUAAGUGUGAUGUGUGUGGCAAAGGAUUCACCUCCAAAUCAGUUUUGAAAGACCACGAAAACAGUCACACAGGUGAACGGCCUUACAAAUGCACUGUCUGUGGAAAAGACUUUCAUCGUAAAACAAAACUUUCUAUACACAUGAAAUUUCACACAAGCGAGCAAUCGUACAAAUGCACCAUAUGUGGGAAGGAUUUCGCCUUCAUGGCUAAUCUAUCCCAACACAUGCUUAUUCACACGAAUGAUUAUAAGCAUGAGUGUGACGUGUGUGGCAAAGGAUUUGUGACCAGAGCACUCUUGGAAGAUCACAAACGCCUUCAUACAGGAGAACGACCGUAUAAAUGCACCGUAUGUGGAAAAGAUUUCAUCACUCGGUAUUUCCUAUCCAGACACAUGCUUCUUCACACGAAUGAUUAUAAGCAUAAGUGUUACAUUUGUGGCAAAGGAUUUAUGACCAAAAAACGCUUGCAAGAUCAUGAACGCCUUCAUACAGGAGAGCGACCGUAUAAAUGCACUGUCUGUGGAAAAGACUUCGCGACUAACUAUUACCUAUCCAGACACAGGUUUAUUCACGGAAGAGAUCAUAGGUACAAGUGUGAAGUGUGUGGCAAAGGCUUUCAUGAGAGUACUAACCUCGCGAGACACAUACACAUUCAUACUAACGACAUUCAUGUGAAUAGUAACGAGAAUAAGUAUGAAGUGCGCGGCGAAGGAUUCAACUCCAAAUCACUUUUGGAAGACCACGAAAAUAGUCACGCAGGUGAACGGCCUUAUAAAUGCACUGUAUGCGGAAAAGAUUUCGUCGUUAUGGCUUACCUGACAAAACACAUGCUUACUCACACGGAUGAUUACAAUCAUAAGUGUGACGUUUGCGGCAAAGGAUUUGUGACCAGAAAACGCUUGACAGAUCAUGAACGCCUUCAUACAGGAGAGAGACCGUUCAAAUGUACUGUAUGUGAAAAAGAUUUCUCGACUAAGGUUUACCUAACUAGACACAUGUCUAUUCACCAAAGUGAGUUCAAAUAUAAAUGCGAAGUGUGUGGCAAAGCCUGGAAUAAUUGUGCUAACCUAACGAAACACAAACGCAUUCAUACAAACGAGAAGUUUGAAUGCACUAUAUGCGAGAAAGAUUUUUCCAAUAAGUAUAAUCUCAGCGCACACAUGAAAAUCCACAUGGAUGAUUACGAGCAUAAGUGUGAUGUGUGCGGCAAAGGAUUCACCUGUAAAUCACUUUUAAAAGACCACGGACAUAGCCACACAGGUGAACGGCCUUACAAAUGCACCGUAUGUGGGAAAGAUUUCGCCGUAACGGCUUGCUUUACUAAACACAUGCUUACUCACACGGAUGAUUAUAAGCAUAAGUGUGACUUUUGUGGCAAAGGUUUUGUGACCAGGAAUCUUCUGAAAGAUCAUAAACGCUGUCAUACAGGAGAGCGACCGUACAAAUGCACUGUAUGUGGGAAAGCUUUCGCGUCUAAAACUUACCUAUCCAGACACAGGUCUAUUCACGAAAGGGAUUACAAGUACAGGUGUGAAGUGUGUGGUAAAGGCAUGAACGAUAGUUCUGGCUUCGCAAAACACAAAAGCCUUCAUACGAACGAGAAGUAAAUUUAUCAUAUGCGGAAGAGAUUUUAGCUCUAAGAUUGGCCAAGGAUUCACAAAAGCAAACAUUUAGAGGUAGUUUUGAAACUUAUAUUGAGAAAUCGUUUUGUUCAUUUUUCAAGAGCACUUAUUUUUAGACAAAUAAAUUUUGCCGCUCUAUCACCUAAGUUCGAUGUUUGGAU